GAAACGAUCAUUCGAUUUUCUAUUUUUUUCCCUAUGUAUUCGCUGAUAACCUAAAGAGCUAGCGGGCAGCUGAGCUUACUGGUUCAACCUGAGAGAAUUUGCUAAGCCUGGCCCUAGCAAGAGCAGUGCUUCGCCGAAUCUACCACCACCAGGUCAACAAAGUUUAGGUAUGAAAUAAAUAUGGAGACAAUGGAAGACGACAUUGACAUUGAAGAGCACGAUCUGCUGGACAACCCGAGGAUCAGAGACAUCUUCCCGGACCUGGGAAUUGUUAAAGAGGAACCCCAAGAAUUAUACAGCGACCAAGAUUCGUACGCAGACCACGAGCACUUCGGCAAUGCGCUGUUGUACGAAGAGUCGGAGCACGCGGACGAUGUGGCCCCGACGUACGACCUCAACGCGGACGCGCUGCCCUACGGCUCGCAGUCGCCGGAGAGCGCGCAGAACUACUCGCAAGCGUACGCCACCCAGAGCCACGUCAUCAUACUGGGUACCAAGCCGUCGUCGGAGUCGCUGCCUAAGGAGAGGCUCCCGGUCAGCGUACCGCUGGUCGACUGGGCGGAGGUCCUGAGCAGGAGCCCGUGCUUCUGCAGCGACUGCGGGACGCUCUUCCCGACAGAAAACGCCCUGGACGCCCACAAAAUGUCCUCGCAUUCGUUCCUGGUCGCCAUAAACAAUAACGUCGCCAAGAAGAGCACGUCCGCUCUGUCCGAGAAGGGCCGCGGCGAGCUGUGCGACGUCAGGACGAACAAGUGCAACCACUGCGACACGUACUUCGCCGACGGCACCGCGCUCAUCAAGCACCUCUACGAGCUGCUGCCGUCCAAGAACGCGGCCGUCGGUCCCCCCGUCGGGGACCCGCGGGCCCCCGCAGAGAAACCUCUCUGGACCGGACCCCGCAAAUGCUUUAAAUGCGAUUUGUGCAACGAAAUAUUGCAAAGUAAAGUUCAGGCUAAAAGACACAGGGACUCGAAACACCCGAAUAUGCAGAGACGUAAAAUAUUUCAAAUAAUAUACAGGAAGCAUAGUAACCACGUGGGCAAGGCGGAGCGGUCUCCGGCCAAAGCCCCCGGGGAGUCGGCCGGGGACAAGCGGUCUCCGCAGACUCAGGUAUUCAAGUACAAGUGCACCAGCUGCCACAUGUGGCUGGACAGCUCGUACCUGGCCCGGACGCACCGCGCCUACCGACACCCCGAGAAAUACGGUCAAUUCUUGUUCAAAAAGUAUGUUUGCAAAAAUAAAACCAACCCGAAAACGAGUAAAUCAGUGAUAAACAAUAAAGUGAGUGCCGCGAAGUCGAAAGCGAUUGUGGCCGCCACCAAAGUCGUCGCACCGGCCGCAACUAAAGUCGCCGACAGCGGCGAGUUCCUCUACCGCUUCAGCCGCGGGGUCCCCAUCCGGAACCCGCCCAUACAGCACGCGCUGCUGUACCGCUGCCUGCAGUGCGCCGUGCACUUCGUGGUGGGCUACUCCAUCAUUAACCACUUGAAGCAGUGCCGCCGGACCACGCCGCACGAGACCUGUGCCACCUGCCGCCGCAAGGUGUACCGCAAGGACGUGGAGAUGCACCGCCACCAGCACGCCUUCGCCGACAAGUUCAAGAUAUACACGAACAUCGACUGGAACUUCUACAAGAAAAUUAUGUGCCUGUGCCCCAAGUGCAACAUCUACUUCAGCGAGUACCGCUUCUGGACUCAUUACACGGAGCACCCCGCCGAGGUGGAGUCCCGGACCUGCGAGGAGUGCCACAUCGAGAUCAACAAGUCCUGCUACUCGUUCCACAAGAACUACCACCGGCUGUACAACUUGAAGCGCAAGGACAUAGUCCUGGUCGAGUUCAGGAAAUACGAGGACAUCGGGACCAAGCGCAAGUCUAGCUACCCCGCGCUGGCGAACAAAAAGAUCAAACUGGAGUCCAGUUCAGAGAGAGACGAAACCAGUCUAAGGCUGUUCUACUGCAGCACCUGUCGCUGCUGCAGCCACCGCCUCAUGAACAACGACAUCCACUUCAGUAGGAGCUGUCGCAACCGGCCGCGCCACCGCUGUGACAUCUGCGGCCUGUGCUUCCUCAACAAGGGUCUCAGGACCCACAAGAGGUGGCACAGCCAAUACAAGCUUUCGCUGAACAACAUCAAGUUCCAAUCGCACAACGGCGACCCCGUGGUCCCGGAACCGCCACGCUUUGAGCAGUGCGGCAAGUGCGGCCUGCACCACCUGCGCACGGGCCACAGCUGCAAGGAGCGCGGCCACUUCUGCCGCGACUGCCGGGCCAGGUUCACGGCCGGCGCGUACAAGCUGCAUCGUCCGUUCCACGAGCUGAAGACCAAACACGACAACAAGGAGCUGCACAAGAUGUGGAACAUGGUCUACCACUGCGAGGUCUGCGAAUUCGGCUUCGACUCCUACGACCAUGCCGUGGCCCACAGUCAGCAGCACCUGCUGUGCGAGGAUACGGAGCAGCUGUGCGAGCGCUGCGAGGUGUGCGACCUCAAGCUGCACCUGGACUGCAUGGACCGGCACCGGGGGCUGCACGAGAACCGCACCCUCAACAAGAGCGACUUCCUCAUCCUGAACUUUGAUUACAAGAACUUGCUGCACGACAAGUGGCUGCAGCUGUUCGGGCGAUUGCCGCAGGCCGCGGUCCGCGAGGUGGUGCGCCGCUCGCUGCACGGGAGCCACCGCGGCGUCAAGCUGCGGCUGAAGGAGGACGGGCCCGCGGAGUACACGAUUUACUUCUGCAACGGCUGCGAGAUCUGCAUCGACGACGCCAACGUGUCCCGCCACGCGCACAAGAGCUGCAGGAAGAAUGAGAGGAAGUACCACUGCAGCAGGUGCGCCCUGCACUUCGACAACAGCGAGAACUACGCGAGGCACGAGCGGGACCACGGGGCCACGGACCGCUUCAGGAUCGUCGAGUUCAAAUACGAGACGGACACGCGGGAGCACGGGGAAGAAGUUCCCGAAAGAGACAAGCUGACCUUUUACAGCUGCGGCAACUGCAAGGUGGCCAUGAGGUUCCAGUGGAGCACCUCGAAGCACCGCUGCAACGAUGAGGAGGUCGUGGCCUGCGACCAGUGCGGGCUCCACUACUACGCGCGGAGAGCGCCCCGGCACGAGCUGCUGCACAGGAAGUUCCCGGACUUGUCCAGGGACCGCGUGGUGCAGCGGCCCUUCUCCAACGCCGAGAAGAAGCUGGUCUCCGUGACAGUGCACAAGUGCCCGUGCGGCCUGCACCUGCCGUCGCCCGCCGCCGCCGAGCAGCAUGUGCGGGACUGCGCGCUGGAGCGGGGCCCGGCCGCGACCUGCGACACGUGCGGGCUGCUGUUCCCGGUCGCCGCGCUGCCCCAGCACCGUCGCGCGCACCACACUGCGCCCGCCAGGAUCCAGGUCGAGAACGUGCCCGUGCUGGUGCUGUACGAGUGCGAGGUCUGCCGCCUGCUGCUGCACAGCCGCCGCGAGCUAGCGCAGCACGAGUGCGGUGCCGGCGCCCAGGCCUGUGCGCGCUGCGGGCUGCGGCUCCACCCCUCCGCCGUCGAGACGCACGCCGCCAAACAUGAGACCAACGAGUACGGCUUUUUUUUCAACAACAUCGUCAAGUUGCCUUUGGCUAGAAGCACUAGCGAGAAGAAGGAGGGGAGGUCCUCGGCCGCGAGCGACGCGGGCCCAGUCGGCUCCAGCGUGCCGGGCGCCUCCCCCUCGCCGGUCCCUCCCGCCCCCUCCCCGGCACCCCCCACCGACGGGCCCCGGCCCGGCCCGGACGGCGAGUACAAAUUCAAGCUGUACAAGUGCCGGGAGUGCGACGUGCACUUCACGGACGAGGGCUCGUGCCGGAGCCACGUGGCGCGGCACGAGCGGCUGGGCGAGGCGGAGUACAUCGGCUGCAAGCUGUGCGGCCUGCAGUUCCUGGUGGCGCAGCUGCACGGCCACGUCCGGAGCCACCACGGCACCCCCGUCCGCCUCCAAGAGAUGCUGGUGGAGGAGCACUGCGCCGCCGACCGACUGCAGUCCAGAACGGUCAGCUCCACGAGGAUCGAGAAGACGGUCGAUUAAUUUUGCGGGAUGCAGCAGAACAGAUUCGUUUGUGAAGAGCGUCAUGAGUCCGGUAUAUGUAUCUCGUUUUGUUGCAACAUCCGGUACGGACGGAUGAUAAUGAAAAUAAAAUGGUGAAGUUUUCGAUUUGCGUGCGCGAUACACGAGCAGACAGUGUCCGCUGAUUAGUACAGUGACGUCAUCGUAUAAAGCCGUGAUUUAAAUUUGCGACGCAGCGUUUAAUUGCACAAUAUCCGGACCCCCCGGCGCUCGGUGGGAGGGGUCCCCUGUGCGCUCCCCCUCCACUGGUGACUGUCGUUCCCGUAAUGUCGAGACAACAAAUUCCGAUUUUGUAUCUAUGUAUAUAAUCUAGUGUUUUUCUGUUUGUCUCGACCUCCCAUAUACAUAUUUGCGCGUAAGAUCUUACACCUAUAUGAAUUGGGGAGCACAAUGCCUCUAUAAUAUUAUACAAUUUACUUAGUUUUGUUUAUAUUGGUGUUAGGACCUCUUGUGAGUCCGAACGGGUAGG
Bombyx mandarina (wild silkworm) is the source of this 4558-nucleotide messenger RNA. RefSeq lists its product as uncharacterized. Gene Ontology annotation, biological process: regulation of transcription by RNA polymerase II. Gene Ontology annotation, molecular function: DNA-binding transcription activator activity, RNA polymerase II-specific; RNA polymerase II cis-regulatory region sequence-specific DNA binding. Gene Ontology annotation, cellular component: nucleus. NCBI's taxonomy places the organism in Eukaryota, Metazoa, Arthropoda, Insecta, Lepidoptera, Bombycidae. The record is from RefSeq and is a predicted model, not a curated record.